This is a messenger RNA of Thermothelomyces thermophilus ATCC 42464, 797 nucleotides long. RefSeq lists its product as uncharacterized. The coding region runs from base 57 to 662 and encodes 201 amino acids. Gene Ontology annotation, biological process: protein import into nucleus. NCBI's taxonomy places the organism in Eukaryota, Fungi, Ascomycota, Sordariomycetes, Sordariales, Chaetomiaceae. The transcript is spliced from 3 exons. The record is from RefSeq and is a predicted model, not a curated record. Gene Ontology annotation, cellular component: nucleus. Gene Ontology annotation, molecular function: small GTPase binding; guanyl-nucleotide exchange factor activity.
CAGGAAUUGGCAAUUUUCACUGUCCACAACCAGCAACACGAUUUCGCGACACCACCAUGCCUCACAGUUUCAAAAGAGUGCCCCUGUUUGGUGGCGCGCUUGAAUGCGAGCUCCCGGACAACUUUGCCGACGUCAGCAAAAUUCGUCAAGUCCCGGACAACCAAGAGGUCUACAUCGACAAGGACGGCUUCACCUCCAUCAUUUUCGACAUCACCCAGCGCGUCGAGGCGCCCGGUACGGGACUCGAGCGUGACGGUCGCGCGCUGACGAUCCACCUCGAAGAUCUGGUCGGCGAGGACGUCGACACCGUCAAGGUCUGGAACACGACCGAGACGCAGUUCACCCACCUCGAUGAAGGAACGCCGGCCUACACGCUCAUAGCGACCCAGACCCCCAAAGCUCCAUCGAACCCGGACGAGUCGCGGCGAGCAGCCGCGCCGGAUUUCACCGCGCUGAUUCUGACACUGCUGCGCUUCGAGAAGCAGGAUAGCGAUAUCCUGAUCACUAUCAACGUGCCUCACAUCAAGGGGGAGUAUGAUGAGGAGGAGGUAGACCUGGCGCUGGGCAAGCAGGGCGAGCUGAUCGGGGACGCUGUCGAGUACGCGGCGCGUAUCUGGGCGACGUUCAAGGUUAACGAUUGGCGGCUGUUUAACGAAGUGUAGAGAGAAAGGGUGUGGUAUUAUGUGUUGAUCUGGCCGGGACACGCACGGCCGGCCAGAAGAAGUUUGUCUCUCAUCGUUUUGGUUGUCUCGAUUGCAAAGGGGAGGUGCGGAAGAGCAGGCUAGGACUGGCACUUG